Molecule: messenger RNA, 1250 nt
Organism: Acanthisitta chloris (rifleman)
Lineage: Eukaryota; Metazoa; Chordata; Aves; Passeriformes; Acanthisittidae
Gene: PHKG1
Product: phosphorylase kinase, gamma 1 (muscle)
Exons: 9
Coding region: 22-1188 (388 amino acids)
Biological process (GO): protein phosphorylation; glycogen biosynthetic process
Cellular component (GO): phosphorylase kinase complex
Molecular function (GO): calmodulin binding; phosphorylase kinase activity; ATP binding
Source: RefSeq, a predicted model, not a curated record
UGUUCCAGUCAGGAGCCAGAGAUGACCAAGGAAGAAGACCUACCAGACUGGAACUCAUCCAAAGAGUUUUAUGAAAAGUAUGAGCCGAAGGAGGUGUUGGGCAGGGGGGUGAGCAGUGUCGUCCGUCGGUGCAUCCACAAAAGCACCAGGCAAGAGUAUGCUGUGAAGAUUAUUGACAUCACGGCGGGAAACAUAUCCCCCAAGGAGGUGCAGGAACUGCGCGAAGCCACCACUAAAGAGAUCGACAUCCUCCGGAAGGUCUCGGGCCACCCAAACGUCAUCCAGCUGAAGGACAGCUAUGAAUCCAGCACCUUCUUCUUCUUGGUGUUUGACCUGAUGAAGAGAGGGGAGCUCUUCGACUACCUCACUGAGAAAGUCACCUUGAGCGAGAAAGAAACCAGGAAGAUCAUGCGAGCGCUGCUGGAAGUGAUCCAGUACCUCCACUCCAUCAACAUUGUCCACCGGGACCUGAAGCCAGAGAACAUCCUCCUGGAUGAUGACAUGAACAUUAAGCUGACAGAUUUUGGCUUCUCCUGCCAGCUGAACGAGAAUGAGAAGCUCAAAGAGAUCUGUGGCACACCUGGCUACCUGGCCCCCGAGAUCCUGCAGUGCUCCAUGGAUGACGAGCACCAAGGCUAUGGGAAGGAGGUUGAUAUGUGGAGCACUGGGGUGAUCAUGUACACCUUGCUGGCUGGAUCCCCUCCCUUCUGGCACCGCAAGCAGAUGCUGAUGCUGCGGAUGAUCAUGAACGGGGACUACCAGUUUGGCUCCCCAGAGUGGGACGACCGCUCGGACACUGUCAAGGACCUGAUCUCCAGGUUCCUGGUGGUGGACCCGCGGCAGAGGUACACGGCCGGGGAGGCGCUGGCCCACCCCUUCUUCCAGCAGUACGACGUGGAGGAGGUCCGGCACUUCAGCCCCUUCCGGAAAUUCAAGGUGAUCUGCCUGACCGUCCUGGCGUCGGUGCGAAUCUACUACCAGUACCGGCUGGUCAAGUCGGUCACCAGGGAGCUGGUGGUGCGCGACCCGUACGCGCUGAAGCCCGUCCGCAAGCUGAUCGACGCCUGUGCCUUCAGGACCUACCGGCACUGGGUGAAGAAAGGGGAGGCACAGAACAGAGCUGCCCUCUUUGAGAACACCUGCAAGGCUGUUCUGCUGACCCUGGCAACAGAGGAAGGGCUGUUUUGAUCACCACUGUGUUAAGCCCAUGAGUUUGCUCACAAUAGGCGAGUAAAAUCUUUAAAAACCAA